Hypanus sabinus (Atlantic stingray) is the source of this 6368-nucleotide messenger RNA. RefSeq names its product protein kinase C, zeta (gene prkcz). Lineage: Eukaryota; Metazoa; Chordata; Chondrichthyes; Myliobatiformes; Dasyatidae. Bases 393 to 2177 code for a protein of 594 amino acids. Gene Ontology annotation, molecular function: protein binding; protein serine/threonine kinase activity; ATP binding. The transcript is spliced from 18 exons. The record is from RefSeq and is a predicted model, not a curated record. Gene Ontology annotation, biological process: protein phosphorylation.
CCUGGGGGGGCGGGCAGGGCGAGAAGCGUCGGUUAACCUGCAACCGCCAUUUGUUCAGCGCGAGCGAGCGAUGCUGGCGGAGGUCCGCAGAGUUUGCUAGCAACAAGUUGGAGUUGGACUCACAUAAGUUGGGAGAAAAGUGCGAUUGCUGCUCAGAAAUUAUCACCGAUUAUUCGUCCUCUCUUACUGAAAUAUCCCUGACAGAACACGGGCUCCUGGGGAAAAAAAUCUGCUUAUUUUCUUGAUCAUCUGAGCCGAAGCUGGACGUUUGGCAGAAAUUAGCGAGGGGACGCUAGGUUUGGUGUAACUACUCUCUCUCCUGGGUUCCCAACUUUCCUAUUCUUCCCCUGGUUUGCCCCGGAGCGGCGGGCUGGUAGAAUCUUGCCUGUGUCAUGCCGACGAGAGUGGCUGACACCAUGGAGUAUGGAACAGGUGACUCGAUCAAAGUGAAAGCUCACUACAAAGGGGAUAUACUCAUCACAAAUCUUGAUGCAGCAAUCAAUUAUGAAGGAAUGUGUUCUGAAGUAAGAGAUAUGUGCAAUUUGCAGCAGAAUCAGCCAAUUACACUGAAAUGGAUUGACAAUGAAGGAGACCCAUGCACAGUUUCUUCCCACAUGGAACUGGAGGAAGCAUUUCGUCUAUAUAAUCAGAGUGGAGAAUCGGGUCUCAUUAUCCACGUAUUUCCCAGCAUUCCUGAAAAGCCAGGCAUGCCAUGCCCAGGAGAGAACAAAUCAAUCUAUAGGCGUGGGGCAAGAAGAUGGCGGAAGCUCUACCGUGUGAAUGGACAUCUCUUCCAAGCCAAACGAUUUAACAGAGCCUACUGUGGAUACUGCAGUGAAAGGAUAUGGGGUCUAAGCAGGCAGGGUUACAAGUGUAUCAACUGCAAGUUGUUGGUCCAUAAACGCUGCCACAGACUUGUUCCUUUGAUCUGCCAAAGGCAUAUGGAUCCGGCCAUGCCUUCCCCGGAACCCCCAAUUGAAGACAAGCCUGAUGAAGUUGACAUCCCUUCUGAAGAUCCCGAUGGAAUUGUACCAUAUCUGCCACAUAAUCGAACUAAGUUAGACAAGGUCACAGAUGAUUCAGAGGAUCUCAAGCCUGUGGUUGAUGGUGUUGAUGGAAUCAAGAUUUCUUCAGUGCUGGGUUUGCAAGAUUUUGACCUAAUACGAGUCAUUGGACGUGGCAGCUAUGCUAAAGUUCUCCUUGUACGUUUGAAGAAAAAUGACUGUAUUUAUGCGAUGAAGGUUGUAAAGAAGGAGCUGGUCCAUGAUGAUGAGGAUAUUGAUUGGGUACAGACAGAAAAACAUGUGUUUGAACAAGCCUCCAGUAACCCAUUUCUUGUUGGUCUUCACUCUUGUUUCCAAACAGAAAGCAGGUUGUUUUUGGUUAUAGAAUAUGUCAAUGGCGGUGACCUCAUGUUUCAUAUGCAAAGGCAAAGAAAGCUUCCUGAAGAACAUGCCAGAUUUUAUGCUGCUGAAAUUUGUAUUGCUCUCAACUUUCUUCAUGACAAAGGAAUCAUAUACAGGGACUUGAAACUGGACAACGUUCUCUUGGAUUCUGAUGGCCACAUCAAAUUAACAGAUUAUGGAAUGUGCAAGGAAGGACUUGGACCUGGUGACACUACCAGUACUUUCUGUGGCACACCCAAUUAUAUAGCACCUGAGAUAUUGAGAGGAGAAGAGUAUGGUUUCAGUGUAGAUUGGUGGGCACUUGGCGUACUGAUGUUUGAAAUGAUGGCUGGAAGAUCACCAUUUGACAUCAUCACUGACAAUCCAGAUAUGAAUACCGAGGAUUAUCUGUUUCAAGUCAUUCUGGAGAAGCCCAUUCGAAUUCCUAGAUCACUUUCUGUAAAAGCUGCCAGUGUCCUGAAGGGAUUUCUAAAUAAGGACCCUAAAGAGCGACUUGGGUGUCAAUCACAGACAGGGUUUGCUGACAUCCAGACUCAUACCUUUUUCCGCAGCAUAGACUGGGAUCUGUUGGAGAAGAAACAGGUGACUCCUCCAUUUAAGCCACAGAUCACUGAUGAUUAUGGUUUGGAAAACUUUGACACUCAGUUUACAAGUGAACCUGUACAGCUCACGCCAGAUGAUGAAGAUGUAAUAAAAAGAAUUGACCAGUCGGAAUUUGAGGGAUUUGAAUACAUUAACCCAUUACUGAUGUCAUCAGAGGAAACAGUGUGAACAAGUAGCAUUUGAAGGCGGGACUGUUUUACCUCAUUUGUUCAAAGGUCAGCUUCAGUAAACUUCAGACUCAAUUUUGACUUCUCAAGUUGGUGACUUUUUUCCUAACCUACCUGCAUGCAAGGUUGUGGAUCUGGUGCAAGAUUUCCAAGAGUACCGCAAACCAUGGUGACUGCUGCCUGAGCAACAAAAAUGAAGGCUGUUUUAAUGGUAGUGUUGUAUCAACAGCCACAGUUUCUCCUUAAAAACUGGACUUUGAUUCAACUGGCAUUUUAUUAAUGAAGGGAAGACUGCCUGACCCGUGCCUGCUUCCAUGAAGGAAUACUCCUUUUGUUCCCUCAAAAUAAGGAAUUAUAUGAUGGUUUCUAUGAAGGAACUUGGAGACACUGCACUUUCUCUCUCUCUCUCUCUCUUUAUAAGUAGAUAUUCAGAGGUUUGACCUCAAGAGAAGGAAUGUACUGUACUAUAUUAUUUAAGAACAGUAGUAUGGGUAUCUACACCUUUACCUGAGAUUGCCUUUUGACAACUGGCUAAUGUGAUUUACAAACCACUGGCUCUAACCAAUACUUAAGCAAUAAAGUACAAGAAAUCCGUGCUCUGUUGGUCAAUAAUGUGCACUUGGAUUGAUCUUGGUUUAACAUUCUACAAUCAAGAUCUAGUCCAGUAAUACUUUAUUAACCAAUGAAUCACAGUUCUUGCUAAUUGCUGCUAUACUAUAUAAUGCCAUGGAACAACUGGAUUUAAAGAAUUUUAAAAAUCUGUGUUUUUUACCAUAUUGAAUAUUGUGUAAUAUACACAGCUAGAUGCAAGUUAAUUGUUCAUGAUUAUUCACCAGGAUUUUUUUCAACUACACUGUAGAUUGCAACUAAAACUAAACUGUUUUUGGUUUCUUGCUAGACUUGCCCGAGUGUUCCCUGUUGAAAUUAAUUUUCAUUUACUUAUGAUAAAGAUAAUAGGAUUAAUGGCUUGCAAAGAACAUAAUAUAAUAAUGUUUGUCCUUCUCCCAUAAGUGUACUAAAGUAGACAAAAGAUUUGUAUUUGUUAGAAAUGCUAACUUUGAUUAAUGCUGCAUUUAAAAGCUUCGAGUAGUGCAGACCAUCUUUUAACCCUUAAAUCAAAACUGAUUAAUGAACUGGAUGGGCACUAGGAAGGUUAAUAAUCUGAACUCACUAAUUUCUAGAUAUCAAGCUACUAACAAACCAGCAAUAAAAAGAUAUUUCAUUUUUGUAGCCAAUAUGUUAUUCAAAAGCCAUGAAGUUGCAUUUUUCCUCCAAGUUUUUUUAAUCAAAUUUCCAUCAAAGUCUACUUACAUUUCGAUACAACUUUCACUUUAUUUUUUAAAACAGCUUCUAAUCCAGAAAUUAGGAAAUUCUGUAUGUAUGUGGAUUCCAAAGAUUUGUUUUGAGACAGUGAAGUGCCUAAAAUGUUCUCUGACUGGGUCAGGUAUUUCUUUUAAAAAUUAGUUAUAACCAAUCCAGGAUAAAAAUCUACAGGGAUGUCAGAAAGAACAAUGUAUUAAGAUUAUCACAAUUCCACCAAUGUACAUAUAUUAUUCAUAAUUUAUAUUUGGAACAGUGUGAUCUGCUGCUUUCUAAAAGGAGAGGAGCAUGUCAGUCUCCAAAUCAUUUCUAUUAACAAAAGAUUAAUACUUUAAGGUCCAUGGCUUGCCAUUGCUCUGCUUCUAAGGUAAAAAUGAGAAAAAUCAAUUGAUAUAAUUAGUAAAUAAUGAUCAGCUUAAGCAUUGUGCUAUUAAAAUAUUUAAUUAAUUAUUACACAAUGACUUAUAAAUUCAUUUCUGCAGCUUUUUUUUGGUGGUGCUGUGAAUUAGUUUUAGACCUUACAACCACUUAAGUCCUGGUUUAAUAAGGUCCUGGAACAAUGUUUAUAAAAUUCUCUCAUUUUAUUUUUUUCUCUACUAAUUAUGUCCCAUUCCACUCACGAUAUUGCACAAUUUAAGGAUUAACUUUAAAUGUUGGAAAAUGUAUCAUUUGAAAAUAAAAUCCUUGAAGCAUACAACAGAUCCAUAGGCAACUAAAGAUAAGAAACAGUACUAUUUUAUGAGGAAGGGCAAAGAUCCAUGUGUUAAAUGUACACCACUUUUCUGGACCUGCUCAAUUUCAGUUUAUCUUCACAACCACGGAAUCCUGUUUAAGAAAGAAAAAGAUGUACAAAAAGCUGGCUGUAUGCCAGCCUGAGCACAGUUUGCUCAAAACUAGGUUUAUAGCAGGCAAAGGAAUUAAUUCACACACUCACCCACAUCCUUUAAUUUAAUCAGAGGAUCCAUGGCAUUAUAUAUACUGACUGGAACUGCACACUACUUAGCCAAUCAGAUUUUAACCAUCUGGUCUAUGACAUUACUGGAUAUUAGGCCGGCUGCCAAUUUUAGAAGUCUGUAUGCAAACUGACAUGUAAAGCAGUGGUUUCUUUCUGUUGCCAAAUACUCCGCCAUUUGCUAGUUCAUUCCUCUUCAUUUUUGCUAUGUGAACUGUGUGUGUGCAUCAUAGAGGUUGAUUAUAUUGUGCUGAGGGGGAAUUGUUUUUCAUUUGUUAAGUACUUUUUUUAAAAUUUGAAAAUUAUAAAGAAUGUCAUCUAAUUGUGCUAAUAUAAUGUUUCCAUGGUCAGGUUAAAUAGAUGUAUAUUCUCCAAAGGCAAUUCAGAAUAAGAAUGGGAUUGUAACCAGUGCUUGAUCAGUGCAAAUACUGGGAAGAGGUGUUAUAUCUAUCCUUGCUUCUCUUUUUAAUGUCUAUAAUUAUAAUAAUGAACAGAAGCACAGAGCCAUGUCUACUUGGGCUCCAAAUUGUAUGUCAAUUUUUCUUGAGAAACUGAUAAUGUUGGAAAAGUAUAGAAAGUUGUCAGCAUUUGAAAGAAAAUGAGGUCAAUAUUUCUGGUAGGACCAGUCACCAAAACUGAUGAGCUGUACACAGAAUUAUUAUCUUUGGUGGUAAAGACCAGCUAUGGUAAUCCCAAUCAGGAAAAUGCAGAGGGCACAUACCAUGUAGUGGACUGGACCACAAUUACCACCGCUUGGACUCCCUGGUGUGGCAGUUUUUCAAACAGUUGCCAAACAGAUUAAUUUUUUUCCAAACACUGUUUACUUGUCCUUCUGUGUACUUGUUUUCUAUCUGGCUGAGGAAAGUCAAAAUCAUUUUAAGUUCUGCCACAAAAUACGUUUUUAUUAACCUCUCAGUUCAAAAAGAGUGGAAAAAUCAGCCAGUGCCACAGAAUUAAGGUACUGUCAAUUAGUUUAUUUGACACUGCCCUAUUUCACAAUAGGCAGUGUCAUUUUUUUAAACCUUUUAAGAGUUGCACCAAUAAAACACUCCCUCCAUUUCUCCUGUGGUCCAACUAAAAUAUUGAAUGGUCAGAGGCAAAUGCAGACUUCUUAGAUUAUAGAACACUGCUACCUGUAGCGAGGUAGAGUAGGGGAAAUAAAAUUUCAUUCAAUUGUGAUCCACACCAGUUUUUUUUCUAAUAGAACAAUGAGCACAGAAAGGAGGCUAUCAUUGCCUGCGUCCCUGCUAGGAUCCUACCAAAGGCCAAUUUCCCUGCAUCCUUAAAUAUUCCAGCUGGGUCCCUAUAAUUUAAUCCUUGGGAGCAUUGAAUAUUAUCCUUGACCAAAUGACAUAUGUCAUUGCCCAAUGUGCCACAUUCUUUUUAGCUUUCUUAACUGUCCAUCUAAAUUAUUUUGCCAGUCAGUGGUUUCUGUGCCACUGAAAUCUUGGUGCAUCUCUUUUGCUCAUGAUCAUUCUCCACAAUAAUUUAUUCAGAAAUUAGAUAGAAAUAUGAGGCGAAGGGUUGCAAGAGAUUUUUUUUUAAAUUGCAGCCUAGCUGCCCCAAAAUAUUACCAAUGUCUGAAUUUUAUUUGCUGUAUGCACUUAAUUUUAGCAAAUUUUCAGUCUGCAGAUGUACAGAACAAUUUCUGGGACAUUGCAAUGGGAAACUGUGCCUAAGGAAAAAUAAUCAGUUUGGUCUGACCUGUUAAAAUUUAAUAAGGUUCUGGUACAAGUGCACAGUGGUCUAACUUUGAUUAGCCCUUAAGAAAUUAGAGCUAACUUAAUGACUGUAAAAUAGUGAAAUGUUCAUUGUAGUUAUUUUGUAUAAUGACAGUUGAUUUAUGGGUGUGAAUUGUACUGUUCUUGCCUAUUCUCAUAAAAAAAUCGCUAAUUUGAAAAAAAAUCUCAAGGCUUCUUU